AGGGUCAAAAAAAAUGGCCAACCGGAAAUCGGUCAGUGCAUGCGGCGUGAUGAUGGAAUCGUGCUCCAACUCCUACUCGGCCGGCAGUUUCUACGUCAUUGUUGAGCCCUCUGUCAUGGAUGAUCGUCAACUUCGGUUGCCAGACAAAUUUGUCCAGGAACAUGGAGAUGAACUCCUUGAUACCGUCAAGAUUAUUGUUCCCACUGAUGAUUUCUGGUGUGUGGGCCUGAAGAAGGCUGGUAAAAUGAUUUGGCUUCAUGAUGGUUGGCAAGAGUUUAUGGAACAUCAUUCUGUCAACUGUUGGUACUUUUUACUCUUCAAAUAUGGACAGACCUCAUGUUUCAAUGUCCACAUAUUUGACCUAGCCGCUACUGAGAUUGAUUAUCAACUAAGGAGUCAUGGUAAUGCUAAAUCACGUGAUGUUGCUCAGGAACUUUCUCACAGAAAGGAUAAAAUUGUUGGUGACAAGGGCUUCACGAGCUCCAUUGAAAUUGUGGAUCUUUUGGAAACUGAGCAGGGACCAGAGAGUUCAGCUAAGUCAUCUGAACUUCUGCAUAGAGCCAAAAGACGUAAAAUAGCAUCUGGAAAGAUUAAGAUUACACGCUGCUAUGAAACAAGAAGCAGAACAAACAAAUUACAUGAUAACGGACAGCUAUUAAAUGCGAAGAAUUUGAACAUAUCGGGCAAUGGCAGUUUAACUAAGCCAGUAGGUGGAAAAUCUGUUCGGCGAAGUAUUAAAACUCCUAUACACUCUGCAAUGGCAACUGGAGAUACAAGGAAAUCGUUCACGAGCAAGCAACGGGAGAAAUCUUUAGGGCGUGGAAGGUAUGAUCGUCGCGAAAGAGCACAACAAAAGGUAUCAGAAACAAGCAGGGCCAUUCAAACUGCCAAAAUGUUCGUUCCAGAAAAUCCUUAUUUCUUGCAGAUUCUUGAAAAAUACAAUGUAGAACGGAACUAUAUUCUGAAUAUACCAGUUGAGUUUGUCCGAAAGUAUAUGCCAAAGACUUCAGAACUGAUUGAACUUCAAGAUACUGAUGGAAAUAAGUGGAAAGUCCGUUGCAUUAGGAGGAAACUUCGGGUGCUUUUAAGCAAAGGAUGGUUGAACUUUGUUACGGAUAAUAGUUUACUGGUAGGAGAUGUUUGCGUCUUUGAGUUGCUCAAGGACGUUCAGGCUGUUGAAUUAAUACUGAAGGUGCACAUGUUUCGCAAUAGGGUGGAAGAAAAUUCGAAAAAUUUACACACUGGUAGCCUAUCUGAACCAACUCUGUCUACCGGUAAAAACUGUAUACUUCAGUUCGAUGAAAGUAAGCAUACAAAGAGUUCAGAUGCAUUUGAACCAUUUUCUUCAGAUAGAACCAAUCACAAGACUGAUACAGAGAAUUCAUUCGGGCAGCAACAGGAGAAAUCCGUAGUGCAUGGAAGCUCUGGUAAUCGUCGUAAAAGAGGACGACCAAGGGUUGCAGAAGCAAACACUGAUACAGAGAAUUCAUCCGGACAGCAAGAGGAGAAAUCCGUAGUGCAUGGAAGCUCUGGUAAUCGUCGUAAAGGAAGACGACUAAGGGAUGCAAAAGCAAACAGGGCAACUACUGCUGCCAAAAUGUUUACGCCAGAGAAUCCUUACUUCAUGAUAACUCUUGGAGAAUAUCACGUGGUGCGGAACUAUAUUCUGAAUAUACCACCUGAUUUUAGCCGAGAUUAUAUGCCAAAGACUUCAGAACUAAUUAAACUUCAAAAUUCUGAUGGCAGUAAGUGGACUGCACAUUGCGUUAGGAGGAAAACGUGUAUGUUUCUAAGCAAAGGAUGGGUACAUUUUGUUAGGGAUAAUAGUUUAGUGUUAGGAGAUGCUUGUGUCUUUGAGUUGAUCAAGGGCAUUCAGGCUGAUGAACUUAUGCUGAAGGUGCAUAUAUUCCGCAAUAAGGUGGAACAAAAUUCAAUAAAUUGACGCACUUCUAGUGAUCUGAGUAUAUAUUGUCUAUUGGUAAAUGAGGGAGGUGAUAUUUUUUGAAUGGUCUUCGUCACCUUUUUUUUCUUUCCAAUUGGAGCCUUAGUAACUCCAGCAGUUGACAUGUCGAUAUUAGAAAUGCAGAGGCUAUUUUCUUGAUAUUCUUUUGCCCUUUUUCGUUUGUGCAUUUUUGUCUCCCAUGCUUUCCGUUGGUCAACAAUCAGCUGAAGUUCUCCAACAGAGACUUUUGCCAGGUACUUCGAAUAUUUUUUAGCAGAAUGCCAAAAUUGCUAUUUUUAAGUAGUUGAACUUUUGUUCAAGUGUGUUAUGCAACAAAGAUUGGAUCACUUCAUAUGGAGUGAUGCUCUAUUUUUCCUCAAAAGUUGCAUAGACAAGAGCAUAUUAAUGAGUGAGACUUCUUGGUACAAUGGCCAAAGAAGAAUAUUAACUGAACUAUUUUGGGGUAUAAAUAGCGAAAAAUGGUUCAUUGCUGCAUUUACUACAUGAGAAAAGCAAAAGGGGCAAAUGCCCUAUGAGAAUCUUAAGAUUUUUGUAAAAAAAAUUCUUUUACAUUUUCCCCUUCAACAUAAAACAAGCACAUAGGGUUAAGGUCGUGUCACGAGUUCAUCUAUUCUCUUGAAAUUUGGCAGCAAAAGAGGCAAUGGAAAAGGGUUUUCCAUCCCUCAAAAUAUUGCAAAUCCCCUCUGGUUGGUUUGUAUUUGAUUUCUUGAGACUUUUUUCUUGAAUUUUUUUAUAUUUUAGGAGAUGCGACAGUGGAUUUGGGGGUGAGAUUUAGAUCUGCAAAAUUAGAUACAAAAUGAACUUAGAUACCACAUGAUUAUUAACAUUUUAUUGAACUGUACUUCCACUCUCAUAGUAUUGUGAAAGGUGAUCCUUAUCAUCAAUGGCUACGCAAGAUUUUCGCUCUCAUAGUGUUGUUGUGAAAGGUGAUUACCUCAUCAUCAAUGGCAAACAAGGCCACCCUUAUUGAUUUUUAGACGAUCUUCAAAAGGCAACGCCAUGAGCGUGAUAAUUUGUCAUCAAUUGUGCCUUGGGCCUUUUCCAAAGAGUUAUUUUUCAUUUUUUUGGAUAGAUUUUCUUCCUAAACAAAAUAGUCUAUGUGUGAUUCGUUGCUAUGUUUUGCAUUUGCUAAAGUUGUCGAAGUUUAAAUUGCUACUGCUUCUUAAAUUUCUAAAGGGCACACAAUCAGUGUUAGAUAGUUCAUCGACUAAUUUCGUGCCACCUUUCUUCUUAUUCAUUUUUGCAUUAGUUUGUCUUCAACAAUACACAACACAAUUAACCAUCAUAAAUAAACAAUAAUAGUCGUGAAAAUUAGGUAUUAACAAAAGUGAAAUAUCUUAAUGCCUCAUCUUAUAUUUGUGUUGCGGCAACAAUUCAUCAAUUCUCAUUAUCACAACUAUGAUGUUGAUCAAUGGAUAAUUUUAUAAUAAAAAAGUAAUCUCAUGGAACUAAUUCUUUAAAAUAUGAAUUCACCCUUAUAAAAUGGUCUCAUGAAAAAUCAUUUUUAGAAUAUGAAUCAUAGCUCUGUAAAAUUAGAAGCAACUCCUUAUACAAGUUGUCCAGCUAGUAUUGUUUGGUUUUAUAAAACAAAUUUUAGUUACAGUUUGUGAAAAUAUAAAAAUGAAAUUGUUCAAACAUUUAAUACUCAAUUUUACAAACAUGUAGUGCUGAUAUUUAACUCCAAUCUUAGUGAAAUAUGCAAGAUAGGAGGUGAUGGACUGCACGCAAUUUAUGAGCUCUCAUUUACACUCAACCACAAAGUUGAGCAUAAUACAAAUGGAGUAAAACUCAAUGCAUUACAAAAAAAUUUAUAAACAUUUAGUGCCAUGAUUUAACUCCAUCUCGUUGAAUUAUUCAAGAGAAGAAGCUGAUAAACAGCACUAAUUUUCUGAGUUUUUCAGACCCUAAACCCACUAAUAUAUUCAAGAGCAAGAGUAUAGUUAAAACUCAAAAAAAAAUAAUUAAGAACAAAACUAUGAAAAAAGCCUCAGUAAAAUCCGUUG
This is a messenger RNA of Solanum pennellii, 3966 nucleotides long. Its product is annotated as B3 domain-containing transcription factor VRN1-like. The record is from RefSeq and is a predicted model, not a curated record. Gene Ontology annotation, molecular function: DNA binding. Lineage: Eukaryota; Viridiplantae; Streptophyta; Magnoliopsida; Solanales; Solanaceae. Bases 14 to 1942 code for a protein of 642 amino acids. The transcript has 7 exons.